AUGGCGUCGUUUGUUUCCAUCGCUCUGGUCAUGCUGUUGAUUGUCAGCAUCCGUGCCCAGGGAUACGGUCAAGCACAGCUGCACAUCAAUGGUGCGAUUACAUGCCAAGGUUCAGCAGAAGGCUGCAAUAAUUUUGGAACUCCAAGCAACCCGGCAUUGUCCUGCCAACAUGUCAAGGAUAUGUGCCGUGAAGCAGCCAGUGGCUUCUACUACAUCGAGAGCGCUGGGCUCUAUCGAAAGGUGUUUUGUGAGAUGGACAUUGAGGGCGGUGGGUGGGCCCGCUACGGCAGGUCCAACAAAGGAACCGUCUGGAACUAUGUUGACGAAGACGCCACCGAAAUCACUCUCGACAUCAUCUCCCCUUCCGAAGUCAAAGAGAUGAUUGAUCUCAAAUACAAUCAUUUCCUGGUCCAAACUGACGUUGUCUUCAAAAUGCAGGCAGAUGACAGCGUUAACCCAUCGCGUCUCACUACACGAUCCCUUCCUUGGCUUGUGGAUACACCUCUGUUCAUUCCUAAUCACGGCAACGACCAUACCCGCAUUGAAUUUCCGUCUGGCAGUGUUGAUCGAGUGACCUGCAUUCCAGGGGGUACAAGCGAAUGCGGACAAGGGGGAGGGCUACCACCUGCCAAUGGGGUUUCCAAGCCCUUCUUCUUCCAGUCGCUCUUCUUCUCGCCCCGGGGAUCAGGGGCAAGCUUGUCUAGUGAUCAGUGGUUCCGCAACAAGUACACUUGGAACGGAAGCUACUAUUAUGUUUAUGCCAAGUAAUGAUUUGGUCGAUAGAGUAAAACAUGAAACCUUGUUCUAGAUAAGAAGUAGUAUAAAUUUAUCACGGUUUCUUUUUUACAUACUGUGUAUUAGUAUAGUAUUGAUGACUGCUUUGAAGCCUCGGGCAAUAGCUUGAUUGUAACCUUCCCAAGAGCGUAUAAAACAACUAUGUCUCAAAAAUUAAGAAGUCAUUAAUACUUUUAUAUACCGAAAAAGGUCAUAGAAUACAUGUGCGACUUACCAAUCAUGAUAAUCAAGUUUGUUUACGCUAUCGAGACAGCAGACUAAUUGACUAAGCAGUGUUAGGCACAAGGCACAUACAAAUACGUGUGUGGGACUAUGAACGGGCUGGAUUUUUUUGUGUUACUGAAAUCUGCUCAGAAUUCAAGUAUUUAAUCUAUUAAAUGACUAUAACAGACAAGAAACAAGUCUAGACCUGGAUCUACGGCUGAUAAUAAGACCAAUUCAUUCACGUAGGGCCUACCCUUUUGGUGUUCUUGCUGUCUAGCGACCAAUUCUUCGCA
Messenger RNA from Strongylocentrotus purpuratus (purple sea urchin), 1292 nucleotides. RefSeq lists its product as uncharacterized. The record is from RefSeq and is a predicted model, not a curated record. The transcript is spliced from 4 exons. The coding region runs from base 1 to 768 and encodes 255 amino acids. NCBI's taxonomy places the organism in Eukaryota, Metazoa, Echinodermata, Echinoidea, Camarodonta, Strongylocentrotidae.